UACUGUUGUUGUGGCCAGCAACAAAAACAACAAUUAGCUGGGAAGUGCAAGUCAAUUGAUAGCCAACUGAAUUGGUAUUAACUAAGUUUAGGCGUUUAGAUUAGUUUGAAUACUCAGCGGGUGGUAAGAUGCAAAGUGUUCUGAACACCGUGAAAGGAACGGCGCUGAACGUAGCCGAAUAUCUUACGCCUGUUUUAAAGGAAUCGAAAUUCCGGGAGACAGGUGUUCUCACCCCAGAAGAGUUUGUGGCUGCUGGGGAUCAUUUGGUGCAUCAUUGUCCGACUUGGCAAUGGGCUGCCGGUGAUGAAACCAAAACAAAACCCUAUUUACCCAAAGAUAAGCAAUUCCUGAUAACCCGCAAUGUGCCGUGCUAUCGACGUUGCAAACAAAUGGAAUACGUGGGUGAGGAGACCCUGGUGGAGGAGGAAUCCGGCGACGGUGGUUGGGUGGAGACCCAUCAGUUGAAUGAUGAUGGCUCUACACAGUUGGAGGACAAAAUCUGUGAACUGACAAUGGAGGAGACCAAGGACGAAAUGCAGACUCCGGACAGCGAUAAAUCGGCCCCGGGAGUUGGGGCUGGAGCCGAAGCCGAGGACGAAGACGACGACGAAGCCAUAGACAUGGACGACUUCGAGGAGAGCGGCAUGCUGGAUUUGGUUGACCCUGCCGUGGCCACUACUACGCGGAAAGCUGAGCCAGAAGCCAAGGCCAGCCCUGGAGCAGCUGGAGCAACAGGCGAAGCCGAAGCAACCGGCGAUUCAGUGCUGCAUACACGCACCUACGACCUGCACAUCACAUACGAUAAAUACUACCAGACGCCCCGGCUCUGGGUGGUUGGAUACGACGAGCAGCGCAAACCCUUGACCGUCGAGCAGAUGUACGAGGAUGUGUCACAGGACCACGCCAAAAAGACAGUCACCAUGGAGUCGCAUCCGCAUCUUCCGGGUCCAAAUAUGGCAUCGGUCCAUCCCUGCCGGCAUGCGGACAUCAUGAAGAAGAUCAUUCAGACUGUGGAGGAGGGCGGCGGUCAGCUGGGAGUGCAUUUAUAUUUGAUAAUUUUCCUGAAAUUCGUUCAGACCGUCAUCCCAACCAUUGAAUACGAUUUUACGCAAAACUUUAACAUGUCUUAAACCCCUUUAGAUUGACGCAAUGAAGUGUAUGUAGCGUAUAAACUGCAAGAUUGUAAGCUAAAAGAUCGAAUAAAGUUUUGAGCAAACUGCACACAUCCAAAAA
Molecule: messenger RNA, 1233 nt
Organism: Drosophila bipectinata
Lineage: Eukaryota; Metazoa; Arthropoda; Insecta; Diptera; Drosophilidae
Gene: Atg3
Product: Autophagy-related protein 3
Biological process (GO): nucleophagy; autophagy of mitochondrion; autophagosome assembly
Cellular component (GO): phagophore assembly site; cytosol
Molecular function (GO): Atg8-family ligase activity
Source: RefSeq, a predicted model, not a curated record